AUGGGGCGGCACCACUGCUCCUCCGUGGAUUCACCUUCAAUCAUUCUCAUCUCCAAAUCCUCUCUCUCAGAGUGCCCCGGACAAGUCUUGUUAUAUAUGUACAUGUGAGUGAGCGAGUUCAGAGGCACUGGAAGGUGAAAGGGAGGAGGGCAGGGCGGAGAGAUGGAGGUGGACGUGAAGAGCAUUGCGGUGUCCGACGACAAGAACGAGCGCGAGAGAGCGUCGGACCAAGAGAGCAAUGGCGCGCCGAAGGGAAGGAAGCUUGGAGGCAUCAGAACCAUGCCGUUUAUCCUCGCGAACGAGGUGUGCGAUAGGUUCGCGUCAUCCGGGUUCCACGCCAACAUGAUAACGUACCUGACCCAAGUGCUGAACCUCCCGCUGGUUCAGGCUUCCAACACCCUCAGCAACUUUAGUGGGACUGCCAGCUUCACCCCGUUGCUCGGGGCUUUGCUUGCCGAUGCGGUCGCGGGCCGGUACUGGACCAUCGUCAUCGGCUCCAUUGUCUACCAAAUGGGUCUGAUUAGCAUAGUCAUCUCGGCAGUGCUCCCUUCCCUCCGGCCGCCGCCCUGUCCGACCCAGGUGAACUGCCAGGAAGCCUCCACCACCCAGCUGUGGGUCCUCUACAUCUCGCUUCUCCUCACCUCCCUCGGCUCCGGCGGCAUCCGCCCCUGCGUCGUCACCUUCGCCGCCGACCAGUUCGACAUGUCCAAGGCCAAGGUCACCUCCCGCGGGUGGAACUUCUUCAACUGGUACUACUUCAGCAUGGGCAUGGCCACGCUCACGGCCAUCACUGUCGUCGUCUACAUCCAGGACAACGUGGGGUGGGGCUGGGGGCUUGGGAUCCCGGCUGUGGCCAUGGUGGUUUCGGUGGUGGCGUUUGUCAUCGGGUCGAGGCUGUACGUGAAGUUGAAGCCCGGAGGGAGCCCACUCACACGACUAGCUCAGGUGAUAGUGGCGGCUGUGAAGAAGAGGAAUGUGCCGGUGCCGGAGGAUCCCGGGUUGUUGUACGAGAACAAGGAGCUCGACGCGGUCAUUUCCGUGCAUGGGAGGCUAUUGCACUCGGAGCAAUUCAAGUGGCUCGACAAAGCCGCGACUAUGACCGAAGAAGAGGCUAGGAGUUCAGGUCCGCCGGACCUAUGGCGGUUGGUCACGGUGCACCGUGUGGAGGAGCUGAAAUGCAUCGUUAGGAUGCUUCCGAUUUGGUCUGCCGGGAUCCUGCUGGUCACGUGUUCGUCGCACCUCGGCAGCUUCACCAUCGUCCAGGCUCGAAGCAUGGACCGUCACCUGUCCCGCUCCUUCCAAAUCCCGCCCGCUUCGCUCUCCAUCUUCAGCAUCCUAACCAUGCUCUCCGGUCUGGUUUUGUACGAGCGCCUAUUUGUCCCCUUCAUUCGCCGAUUCACCGGAAACCCGGUUGGGAUCACGUGCCUCCAGAGAAUGGGGAUAGGAUUCACCAUAAACAUCCUAGGCGCGAUAGUCGCGUCGUUUGUCGAGAUCAAGAGGAAAAAGGUCGCCGCCGCUCACCACCUGCUGGACGACCCGAAGGCCAUCAUACCCAUCAGCGUCUUCUGGCUGGUCCCACAGUACUUCAUCCAUGGGAUAGCCGAGGUCUUCUCGUCCGUGGGUCACCUGGAGUUCCUCUACGACCAGUCUCCCGAGAGCAUGAGAAGCACGGCGGCUGCACUGUACUGGGUCGCCAUAUCGGUUGGGAACUACCUCGGCACGCUGCUGGUGACCCUCGUCCACGACCACACAGGCAAGGAGAGGAAUUGGCUCCCGGCCCGGAACCUCAACCGGGGGAGAUUGGAGCACUAUUACUGGCUCGUCAGCGGGAUUCAAGUCGUCAAUCUGGUGUAUUACCUGGUCUGCGCUUGGCUCUACACGUACAAGCCCAUCGAAGAGUCGAUCUGCAAGGAAGAAGAAGAGGCGGAGCCGGCACCGGCGCCAGCAAAAGACGACGCUCUGGCCAAGAAUAUGGCUAAUGGGACUAAUGGGAAUGCAGGGGAGAUGGAGCUGAUUGCAAAUGCUGAGAAAGCUUAGAAAUUUGCUGACAACUUGCUGCAGCAGAAAAUGUAUAUUAUGUACUGAUUAUGGUUCAACGGCUUAAAUCAGAUCAUGAUUUUUAAGCAUCUU
This is a messenger RNA of Rhodamnia argentea, 2130 nucleotides long. RefSeq names its product protein NRT1/ PTR FAMILY 3.1-like. The transcript has 5 exons. The record is from RefSeq and is a predicted model, not a curated record. Bases 163 to 2037 code for a protein of 624 amino acids. Gene Ontology annotation, molecular function: transmembrane transporter activity. Gene Ontology annotation, cellular component: plasma membrane. Gene Ontology annotation, biological process: transmembrane transport. NCBI's taxonomy places the organism in Eukaryota, Viridiplantae, Streptophyta, Magnoliopsida, Myrtales, Myrtaceae.